Molecule: messenger RNA, 3154 nt
Organism: Mercenaria mercenaria
Lineage: Eukaryota; Metazoa; Mollusca; Bivalvia; Venerida; Veneridae
Product: iron-sulfur cluster co-chaperone protein HscB-like
Exons: 2
Coding region: 20-820 (266 amino acids)
Biological process (GO): [2Fe-2S] cluster assembly; protein complex oligomerization
Cellular component (GO): mitochondrion
Molecular function (GO): protein-folding chaperone binding; ATPase activator activity
Source: RefSeq, a predicted model, not a curated record
UUGAUCACAUGAUCAGAAAAUGGCGGCGCCCUUGGGUUCAGCACUGACGAAAAUCGGGACAAGAUUUUGCUGCCGACUGCGACGAUUUAAGACACUUAGCAGCAUUCAAUGUAUCCCAAGUUCGAGUAUUUCACAUUUAUGCAUCGAUAGGCAUUACUGUCUGCAACAUUCAACACCAGAUUUUAUCAAAAACCAGAGAAAUUUCUCAUCAUUACACAAGGAUAGAAAAUGCUGGAAAUGUGGUAGUCCUACCGACGAAGAAAAAGAACUGUUCUUUUGUAACUGUGGUGUUGUACAGAGUGUUCCAGAAGAUCUUACAUAUUUUAAAGUAAUGAACUGUGAAGAGAAGUUUGAUAUAGACACAAACAGUCUUUCUAGGUUGUACAAAGAUCUUCAAAGAAAGCUUCACCCUGAUAAAUACAGCCAACGUUCUAAAGAGGAGCUAGCAUUAGCCGAGCAACAGUCUGCCUUUGUCAACAGAGCAUAUAAUACACUACUCAAACCCCUAACUAGGGGUCAGUACCUGCUGGAAAUUCAUGGUGACCCAAUUGACGAGUCCACUAGUGCAGUAAAUCCCAAUUUCCUCAUGGAGAUUAUGGAGUUUAAUGAAGACAUUGCUGAAGCUGUUGGAAAUAAAGACGCUGUGGGACAACUUGAUAAUAUAAAUAGUUCAAGAAUGGAAAAAUGUGUAGAAGAGGUUUCAAAGGCAUUUGCAGCUGAUGAUGUGCCCAAGGCUAAAGAAUGUUUGAUUAAGUUGAAAUAUUUUACCAACAUUGAUGACAAAAUUAAGGAUAUAUUUAGAAAACAUAUGGAUCAAUAAGUUGUAAUCUCAGUAUUAUAUUUUAUAUCAAAAUCCUUACUUCUCUAUCAUAUUUUGUUUACAGUAACUGUGAAAUCAUUAGCAUAAGUGUGGCACCAAUUUUCAUGGAUUUUGCAGUUGUGUCAACCCACAAGUUUAACCCUUUCCAUGCUAAAUGUCUAUUUAUAAUGAACUUGUCCAUCUUUCGGUUUUGGAAAGUACCAUUAACUGUUAAAAAGGGUGCUUACCAAAAAGAUAAUGACUGAAUGGCAAAUAGUGCAGAUCUUGAUCAGACUGCAUGGUGGUACAGGCCAAUCAUGAUCUACACUGGUUGCAAACUUUUUUAAGACAGAAUCAAUCCUGUCCGGCAUGAUAAGGGUUAAAUCUCAAUAAACAAGUAAAACUCCCAUUCACUUCAUGUUAAAAAGUUGAUAUCCACAAAGGCAAAUUCCAGCAAAACAUUCGUUUUGGCCUGAAACCAUGAAAUUGUAUGCCCACAAUAUUCAAAUGAUUUCACAGUAUAUUAUACCUCCUACCUCGGUUUUGUUUGAGAUUCCGGUGAGUUUAGUUUAAGUGCUUAUUAGAUUAAAAAAGUUGCAAAUCUUACGUUGCAGAAGUUUUAUGUUUUUUUCUGGGUUGUGAUUUGUUGAAUUCAAUUCUUAUUGUUACCUGAUAAUGUUCUAGUUUUGUUGAAAGUAACACAUGUGUAAACUUAGUUCCUUUCGAAAGAGAAUGAUAGACCAAACUACAGACCUUUAAUUAAGGACUUCCAUGUUAAGCAGGGAUUUCAUUAAUCAUUGAGGUAAAAGAUGGAAGUUGUAAAGUAAAGGGUGGUUCAGGGGGCCCAUCCAUUUAGAAGUUAAUUUGCUACUGGGCUUAAGACUACUAUAAUAGAAGGAAAUUCUCAUCCCAACGCCAUGUUGAAACCCCUGAUAACUAACUGCUUGGCUGGAAGAAUAUAAAUAUAAUGACUAGUCAAAUUAUUGAAAAAUUGUUAAAUUGUUGAAUUCUAUCUGGCAAGUGUUCUAGUCCCAUUUGUCUUCUAUGUUUAAGUCACUUUGCCCAUUUUUAUUUCAGAUAAUUUUCAUUAUUUUUAUUUCAUUUUUGUUUAAUUUUUAUCAAGACAGGCAAUUUUUAAGAAAAAUAGUUUUGAAACAAGUGUACAUAUGGUUUGAUUUAUUACUAACAAGAUAUGUUUAAGAUCCCAUUUCCGCUUUACAAUCAGUUGUGUAUGAAAGAUUUUAAAAAGAGGGACUUAAACUUUUGGCAAUUUAUUAAGAUAUCUUGACAAAUACACAAUGUCACGCUUUUUACUUUGAGCAUUCUUUAAUAGAUUUUCAUUCUUAAGUCUAAUUCUUAAGUCUGUGAAAUUUUAACCCUUACCCUGCUAAAUUUCUAUAAUGGACAGGUCCAUCUUUCAAUUUGGACAGUACCACUUAUUAUUCAAAGGGGUUUUCACUGAAAAUUUACUGACUGAAUAGCGAACAGUGCAGACCAUGAUCAGACUGCACGGAUGUGCAGGCUGAUCUUGGUCUGCACUGGUCGCAAAGGCAGAAUCAUCUGCCACCAGCAGGCUAAGGGUUAAAACCUUUAUUUUCAAAAACCAACACAAAAUCAGUGAAAAUGAAUAAAGGACUGCAGUGUUUUUUUUGCAAUUUUUUGUACAAUUUUGAAAUACAGAUUACAAAUUCUUGGUAAAAAGUCUUAGCUUUAAUCCUAGAAAGGUGAUUGUAAAGCAAACCAGAGUUUCAGUCAUUAAUUUUUGUUUGAUUGGUUUCUGAAAAUAAUUUAGGAACUUUAAAACUUCCUAGACCUAAGAAAAGAUGUCUAUUAAAGAAUGCUCAAAGUAAAAAAAACUUGUGUAUUUUUCAUGAGAAAAAUUACAUUCUGGUAAAAUAUUAUCUUGCUGUUAAAGCAACACUUUUUAUGACAAAACUUUUUCUUCCAGAAAUUGGAAAAAAAUGUGAAGUUGGCCAGUGGUUCAAACUUAUAAUGAUGUUUUUUUUUUUCAAUAUAUCCAUAUAAGAUAUUACCAAAGAUAUUGUGAAGAAGGGAGAAAAUUAUUUGUAACUGUUUUGAAAACAAUGGAGAAAAUCAACCUUCUUCCUGCAAUAUCUAACACUUACUUAGUCAGGUAAUAUUAACUUGUAUACUAUACAAAAGAUGAUGUUGAAAAUUUUCAACUUAGCUAUGAGUGAGUAGCUUUAAUGAUAUAAAAAGAUUGCUGAAGCAUGUAGUCUUUAUACAUUUAUGUGAAAGUAAAAGUUAUAAAAAAGUGAUGUGAUAUAGAGUUAUCUUUAUCUAAAGGUAUUCUUUGGUGUGAUGCAAUGCAAAUAAUUAAAGAUUCUCAGAAGU